Scutellospora calospora is the source of this 127-nucleotide messenger RNA. The record is from the annotation of a GenBank genome assembly. Lineage: Eukaryota; Fungi; Glomeromycota; Glomeromycetes; Diversisporales; Gigasporaceae.
GAAGUUCUUUUAGAAACUCAGAAUAUUAAUAUUCAAAUAGAUUAUAUAGAAAAUAUUGAAGAGAUUUUAGAAUCAAGUACAAGCAAAAGACCUUAUGAAUCUAAUGAAAGUGAAAGUAGUAAUAAAU